AUGGCUUUUCAAUCCCCAGUGGGCCCCGAGCCCGACCUCGACCCUUGCGGGCCAAAUGGACCUCCCACCACUGCAACCCGCAUCGACUUCUCGCAGACUCCUCUGGCAGAGGACUACGGCUCCUACUUUGCCAUGGUUCUCGACAACCUACUUACCCCCGAAGAGUGCGCUGCCCUCCAGGCAUCCGCUGGAGACAACUGGCAGUCUCUGAGCAAAGGCGAAUCGUUCCGCGAAUGCCAGCAGAUCCUGUCCUUCUCACCACGCUGGUCUGCGGCGCUUUACGAACGCAUAGCGGCGCAUCUACCCGAUGAGGUGAAAGCCUUGAGGAAGGGUAGUGAGCUCGCUGCGAAUGUAGCUGGUGCAUCCCACCUCAAGGCGAACAUGGGCGCCAAGAAGACGGUGUGGAGGCUGAAGGGGGCGAACGAGCGAUUGAGCUUCUUGCGGUACAGACCGGGCCACUUCUUCAAGCCGCAUUGCGAUGCUCUGUAUGGCCGAGAGGGCAAGGACGAGAAAAGCUUCCUCACUUGCCAGAUCUACCUUAACGAUGCUCCGGAGGGUGGUGAUGGAGGUGCUAGUGGAGGAGGCGAGACAAGGUUCUGGGCGAGUCAGGUAGGCAAGAGGCGGAAGGCUAGAGAUGGUAAUGAUACCCAGCCUGAUGACGACAAGAACGAUAUGCCAUUCUUAGAUGUGAAGCCGAAGGUCGGCAGGGCCGUCGUGUUCCAGCAGCGAAUGCUAUGGCAUUCGGGACAGGAGGUCAAGAAUGGCGAGAAGUUCACCGUACGGAUGGAUUUGAUGUUUGAGCGGCACUUUGAGAAGAUGUAG
Anthostomella pinea is the source of this 822-nucleotide messenger RNA. The record is from the annotation of a GenBank genome assembly. NCBI's taxonomy places the organism in Eukaryota, Fungi, Ascomycota, Sordariomycetes, Xylariales, Xylariaceae.